Archocentrus centrarchus (flier cichlid) is the source of this 3023-nucleotide messenger RNA. RefSeq names its product CDK2 associated cullin domain 1 (gene cacul1). The record is from RefSeq and is a predicted model, not a curated record. Gene Ontology annotation, biological process: positive regulation of protein kinase activity; ubiquitin-dependent protein catabolic process; G1/S transition of mitotic cell cycle. Gene Ontology annotation, molecular function: ubiquitin protein ligase binding; protein kinase binding. Lineage: Eukaryota; Metazoa; Chordata; Actinopteri; Cichliformes; Cichlidae. The coding region runs from base 117 to 1136 and encodes 339 amino acids. The transcript has 8 exons.
UAAACGGAGAUGGACUCCACCGGAGUCGCCUGGCAGUUUUUGUCUUAAGCUUUAAUUGUUGGCUGAGAUGUUCAUCUAGCGACGCAGUGCUUCGGCGCACCGGACGAGUUGCGAAAAUGGAGGCUAUGGAGGACGACAGCUUGGAUGUAAGAGACGACCAUAAUCACAACUACCGCGCCAGCGGCAGUAACAGAGUCCGCACAUAUCUCAGCAGCCAGCUGUCGGAUAUAUCCACGGUCUCGCAGCCUGUCUGUGCAACGGUGCCGGCUGGAGAACCGGGUGCAAGACAAGGGAAGAUGUGGUCCGGUGCAACCGGCGGGUCAAAGUUUAUGGACUCGGAUACAGGCAGCGAGAGCAGCGAAGUCAGCGAGACUGACAGCAGCGCGCCGGCGGCCGCAGUCGAGAGGAAAUUCGCCCUCGAUUCUACUUCCAAGUUCCUUCUGAAUGAAAUGGCAGUAGGGGACUACCGGAAAAACCACUGGCCAAACUUGGAGAAGGCAAUUGACCGUCUGCUGAUUCAGAAUUCCACAGACCACAUCUCUGUUUCUUAUGCACAAAUAUACAGUUAUGUGUACAAGUGUGUCUGUCAGCAGCACUCUGAGCUUCUCUACAAUGAUCUGACGUCAAAAAUAACAGGUCAUCUGGAGCAGGUUUCCACCCAUCUACAAGCUAGCCCACUUGAGAACUUCAUUGAGAAUUUCAACGUUGCACUGACACAAUACAUAGCCUCUCUUCAAUGCAUAGUUCCUGUCUUCAUGUACUUGAACAAGUUCUACAUCGAGUCUAAACUGAACCGAGACCUCAGAGAGGACCUGAUGAAGCUGUUCGCCGAUCACGUUGCAGAAAAACACGUGAACACACUGAUGCCUCUUCUCAUUAAAGCUCGGUCCAUGCCCUUUGAAGUGCAGCCCUCAACAAUGGCCAGUGUGGUUAAGGGCCUCUACAGCCUCCGACCAGAGUGGGCCCAACUUGCCCCAGAUCUCUUCUCCGGGUUUAUCCCCCAGAUUAACCCUCCUGCUGUUGAGUCUCUGCUGUCAGACUAUGCCGCUCAUGACCAGAAGCUACAGAUGGAGCUCUCCAUGAACGGAUUCCCACGGGGUGACCAGUCUCGCAAACGGGCCAGCGAUGACUCGUGAUAGCGAGGGCCAGCGCCACCAGAUUCGCUGCAGAACUAAUACCGUGCCUCCUCUGUCUUUAUCACAAGUUGUCUCCCUGCACUAGGUACAAUGCUAACCGUGCGUCAUCCCUUUUUGACUCGAGGUCACGAAACACUGUGAACAACAAAGAGAACGUGAUGUUGAGCUGUUGAGCAGAAGUUAAAAAAAAAAAGAAAGCACACAGACUUCCAUUUUGGUGCUUUCCUUCGAAUUUCUUCAUCUUCUGCUCAUUUGAAGAGUGCCUUCGUGGUGUGUGUCUGACUGAAAACCCUGACGAGGCCGAUGAUCCAUUCCUAACCUUUAACGUGAAAGUGUCUUGUGUCGUUUUGAUAAAUGGGGCUAAUCAAGACUCUGUUGCUGCUGCUAAUAAUACUCUCUGUGUGUUAAUACCAUAAAUCCCUUGGUUUCACCCACAUUAUAUGUAUCUCAGUGGUUACAGUCGACACAAAUGAGUGUGGAAAGAAGUGGGAGCUAAGUCACUGAACUUGGUUAUGACUCUCUUCUUCCUGUUGCCUUUACUGUUUUGGUAAACCAGGUUGUAUUUUCCAGUUUUGCCAAAGAGGAAAACUAUUUUUUCUUUUGUUUUUUUUUUAUAUACAAUGUGUUUGGUUCCAGCUGAUAUUCUAAAUGUUGUGUGCUGUCCAAGGCACUGAGCCAUUUAAUUUUAUUCUAUACUAACAAGUUAGUUAAUCUUUGGUUCACCCACUGGUUUAAGCUCGAGUCAUUCAUGUUUGUUUUUAAGCCUUGCGUGUGGGAUUGGCAGAGGUUGCCGUACAGGACGUUAACACCGAGUGCCAUAAAGUCAAAACAACCACACAAUAGUAUUUGAGGAUUUCCUAAUUUUUACCUCAACUUGCUUGAAUUGCCCCUUAACCGCAUACACGAUACACAGAAUCAAACUCAGUGCUUCAUGGGCUUAAAGGGGACCUAUUAUGCUCUGUUUCCUCCUGCGUAUUUGUAUUCCUGGACUCCACUAAAGUAGCUUUGCAUGAUUUCCCAUCCAAAAUAAUCCCCGUUUAUCUCAUGCUGAGCCUUGGUGCAGCCUCUCAGUUCAUCCGCUGCCUGAAAAAAGCUGUUUGGGCCAGAUUUCUUUUGAUUGGCUGCCCCUCAUGAACAAAAGGUUUUGAGCAACAGCUGGGAGGGGAUUCAGUGCUCUCAAUGACAACAUUGAGAGCAAAGAGGAGAAAACAAAUCUCUCAAACUGAGCAUUUAAAGCAGUGUGAAAGUGGAGCCUUUGACUUGCAGUGAUGACCUUUAUGUACGCUGCACUCAUAAUUUGAAACUCUGACCAUGUUUAAUUUGAGCGACCGCUACUGGUACAGGAUAUGUAUACAUAUUACAGGAAAUAAAUAAGGAAAAGCAUAAUGGGUCCACUUUUAAUGAAGCAAAUGACUUGCAGAUAUCUUUUUGUACCCAAGUACAGGCUGUUCAAGUUGUAAAUAUUUUUACCUCUGCAUCGCCGUCUGUGUACACUAGCUUUUGUCACAGGUGCGAUUUUGUUAAAUGAGUCACUCGAAUAAAUGUACUUGAUACGAGUUCCUACACUGUUUUAAGUGUAAUUAGAUGCUCGGGCUUGCUUUUUAUUUCCAUCUCACCGCACUUCAAAUAAACUAAUCAUGGGACAUGAUUUCAUUAUUCCAGCUCUUAAGACCGGGCCUUGAGAAAUGCUCAUCUUGUCAACAUGCAGGUAUUCUAAUGUAGCUAAUGAAGUCGAGGAGAGUCCGAAUCACUACGGAUGCUUAACGCUGGGUGUACAAGAUUAUGCGUCUCACCUUUAAUUUUUUUCGUGCUGCAAAAAUAAUGCGUGUUUGAAAACAACUGUGAAUGGCUCAAAUACUGUUUCAGAAAUCUGUUGCAGAGAUAUCU